Messenger RNA from Spodoptera littoralis (African cotton leafworm), 2971 nucleotides. Lineage: Eukaryota; Metazoa; Arthropoda; Insecta; Lepidoptera; Noctuidae. The record is from the annotation of a GenBank genome assembly.
AUGGAGACUACUAGGCUAAUAUUAUUGUUAGCUUUAUUAUUACACUAUAGUCUAGUUCAUAGUGAUGACUUACACAAGCCAGAUAACUUCAACGAGACAGAACUUAUGGAAAAUCACCAGGAGAGGAUGAAGAUGGUGAACGCCUUCUUCAGAGACCUUAAAAUAGUAUUAAACAAAAAUAAAAAACCGUUAAGGAGUAUGAAAGAAACAGAGAGAAAUGACAAAGUAGUGAAAGAUCCAAAAAUACCGAACCUUCGAGCUAGAUUAUUCACGACUAAAUCUAUUCAGACUAAAAGUAAUUUAAAACUUCAUAAAUUUCCAAAUUACGUCAGCAAACCUUUGUUUCCGAUUCCUGUACUAACUGAAAAUGUUUUACGUACUUCUGCCACAUCUGUCUCUACACCUAAAACUACAAUUAAAAUAAAUUCUACAACUAAACCAAGUUCUGUUACAAUAAAGCCUAAACAGGUCGGCCAUGCUUCUACGUUUACAUCUCUUAGUAUUCCAAGAAAUAUCUUUGAUAAAAUAUUUCAAAAAGUGACAUUUUCAACACAUCGAGUGCCUGAACAAUUUACUUUUCGUUCAGUUAUCUCUCCUAGCAAACCAACUUCUAAAACUGUUGCAACUAAAUCAUCUGUUUUGACUACUUCAAAAACUAAGUCCACUCGUCCAUCGACAUUAGCUCCUACUAAAGGAACUUCACCAAAUAUUACUUCUAACAAACUAGCCGUAGUAAAAUUUAAUCAGAUAUAUAAUUUAAAAGAAGAGGUUGAAAGUUUUACCUCAAUAAAAAGUACUUCAUCAUCUAUGAGUACAACUCCAUCCUCUAUGAGUACAACUCCAUCCUCUAUGAGUACAACUCCAUCCUCUAUGAGUACAACUAGUAUUGGACGAAAGACGUUCAACAAUAUUGCUACAUUCAUACCGGAACUUUCCUUUUAUCAAAAAUUACAUCUAUUUACACCUAUUUCUAGAAUCAUCUAUGAAGUCACUACAACCUCUUCUCCACCUAAAACAUCUGCUUCUUUAGCUCCUUUAUCAAUACUUGCUAUUUCAUAUCCUACAUCUUCUCCUCUUCAGUCCAAAAUUCCUCCUCACCGGGGACAAUUUCAGAUUCCAUGCUACUACUGAGAAUUCUUUUAUACCCAUUAAUACCUUGCCCCUUUCGGGAAUCGAAACCGCGACCUCUUACCCGACAAUGACUUGUAACCACUCGGCCAAAUAAGGCAGUUGCAAGAAAAUUAAGGUUUCCUUAUUAUUGGUCUACUUCAAAUCCACUAACCAAAACAUUGUUUCUAGCACCGCAACAGAUAACACCACGAUGGUACCAACACUUUGUACAAAAUAAACCAAUAAUACACCACGGAUACAACCUCACACGACGUCCUAGACUGCACAGACAGAGGCACACACACAACAAAAAAAUAAGACAUAAACAUGUCAGAAAAGUAAAGAAGUACUACCCAAUGUACCUAUCCACAAAACAACAUAACUCUACUAUAAAAAAUUUCUACGGCCAUCUCCAUAACGAGUCAACUGAAUAUUAUGAAUUUAGUACUUUUAAAUCGACAAUAAUUGAUGGUAGACCUGUCUAUCUACCUGUAGAUCCUUUAGAAGGUACAACACCAGUUUCAAUUCUUACUCCAUCGACCAAGCCUCCGAAUUAUCGUUACUACGAGAUGAUGAAGGAACUGGAUGAAGGAUAUAAAUAUGAUCGUUUUCUUAAUAGAACUUUGUAGAAUAAUUUCUACAAAAGAUCAGAAACAUGUUCAAAAUGUCAUUAUACAUACGGAAACUAUAAUCAAUGAGCUACAGGGAAAUGGUCGGUUGGUCUGGUUAGACAGCCCGUUAUUAGAUGUCACUAUAAAACUAUCAAGACUUAUAUCCGAAGCACCAAUCGAUCUAGUAAGAACUUACGCAGCUAUGAUGUACCACAUGCUACGUGUGAGGAAGACAGAACUCUCUGUCGAAGUGAAUUCAAUCAUAGAUUAUGCAGAACUUAUGUACGAGGAUAAAGAGGGAGACUACCUGUUCAAUUCUCUGAGAGAAUUCGAGGCAUUUCCUGGAAUAUCGAAAUCUGGUUACUUAGUUUGCUCCACUCUGAUUGAAAACUUCCUAAGUCCAUUUCGUCGCCUCCACGGCACGAAACGACGACAAAUAUUAUUAGACUCUAUCAAUAAAGCAAUAAAGGAUAGAUUUCCACAAAUCUCAGUGAAAACUGUCAAAGAGAAGGAUUUAAAGCACGGAAUAAAAGCAAAAGAGACGCAGCAUUGGCCGAAAUUCCGAACAAUCUUAACGUCGGACGAAUCAUGUAUAUCAAUUUCAGACUCAGAUAGCGAAAUUAGGAGAAAAAUUCGUUUAAAACGUAAACAGCGAAGAAUUCGAGAACACAACUUAAGAAAAGAGGCAAGAAAUCGAAAUAGACACAAGUUAAAUAGACGACAAAUGGAGAAUAACGAUAAUGAAUACUUAAAGUUUAGAAGUAUUACAAAAACACAGAGACGUUACAAAAUAGUAUCUUCGAAAAAUCACUUAAAACCAACCCGUGAGAGAACUACGAAAUAUUACACAUUGAAUCUACAUCGCAGACCAACUAAAGAUCAAUCUGUAACAAUCACACCUCUGUAUGUAAAUACAUCAGUCCCUUACUCCCACGAACAAAAAGACUAUUUUGAUACAGAAGAAAAUGAAGUCCAUCAGAGAGCUGACAAAAACGACAACAGCGCCACCCUAAGAAAACUAUUGAUUUAAAAAAAUUGCAGGAUUAUUAGUACCCUUUCGACGAGUAUUUUAGACAGUCGGAGCCUAAGCCUGUAAAAGUUGUUAGUAAAAUUACAAAUACAUGUUUAAAGAGAAUCGUAGAGGCUUCAAGUUAUAAUGACGAAGAAGAUUCUUUGAAAAAGAAUUUGAUCGAAGCUCUAUUUUACAAUGUGACGUCUACUACUGAGGCUACGAAUUCAUAAUUUCUUUG